Molecule: messenger RNA, 402 nt
Organism: Vicia faba (fava bean)
Lineage: Eukaryota; Viridiplantae; Streptophyta; Magnoliopsida; Fabales; Fabaceae
Source: the annotation of a GenBank genome assembly
AUGUUCAAGAACAGCACGUGGGCCAUGAUGGGGGGGUGCAGCUCAAAGUGUGCUAUUGGGCUUAUGAAGGAAAGGAAUAAACCAGGCCCAACAAAUGAAGAGUCUUAUCUAACUCAGGUUACUCUCCCUUACCUCUAUCACACCCUAAUAUCGAACCACCGAAGCACCAUCUGUAAUCGCCUCCGGCGGGUAAUCAUUCAACAUGCGUCAAGCUUCCCAACAAUAUCAAGAAAUGGUAAAAAUGAUGAAGAAACGAAGGAGAUCGAGGCUUACCUGUCGGAGACACUCAGGCGGUGUUCAGAUGCGGUGAAGGCGAUAAGAAAACCAAAGGAUAAUCUUCAGAAGUGCAGGCCUGGUAUGGUGCCCAGUUUAGUAGCAGAUGAACGACUUAAUGAAGGGUAG